AAGUCGAGGCCAAGAAAGCUUGUGACUGGCUGCGUGCAGCAGGAUUUCCUCAGUAUGCACAACUUUAUGAAGACUCGCUGUUCCCUAUUGACAUCGCGUCCGUGAAGAAAGACCACAGCUUUCUGGACCAGGAUUCCCUCAAAUCCCUUUGCAGGAGGCUGAUGACACUGAACGCAUGUGCCUCUAUGAAGCUGGAAGUCCACUUUCAGCGUAAACAGAAUGAAGACUCAGAGGAAGAAGAUCUUUGUGCCAUCAGCGACCGAUGGGCCUUCCAGAGGGACAGCAAAAGGUGGUCCAGAAUUGGCUCUGUCGACUUUCUCUCCCACAGUCCAGAGGUGCUGAACUCCACCAUGCGGCAGACAUCCAGCCGUGAGAGCAUCCUUACAGACCCUAGUGCCAAUCUGGAAGCCACUUCGCUCCACAGCAAUACCAGCACAGGCAGCACUGGCGGCACAGUUGGCAUUGUGGUCAUCCCGCCUGACGUGUCACCGAGCCAGGACUCUCCAAACAUCACCAAAUCCAGCCAGAGCUUGAGUGACCACUCCGUGACAAACCAAUCCCCAAACCAGAGUGGGAGUUCUAAGGACAAGUCCAAGAAGCGGAGGUCCCGCAGCUUCCUAAAAAGGAUCGAGUCUUUCCGAAGGAAGGACAAAGAGAAAUCUGACUCCAAAGCAAAGGAUGCCGCUAGUGGCGGGACAGUGACCAAACCAGGGUGGGACUCUGCGAAGAGUAAUGGGGACCUUACUGCUGCCACGACCACCUCCCCCAAAAGAGGAAUGUCCUCCUCUUUCCAUGGCAACAAACACUUUCUCUCAGUGGGAUAUAGGACUAAUCGCAUGUCAAACUCGGGCGAGAGGAAGCCGGGCUCUGAACUGAGACGCGGUGCGGUCUAUCUGGAGGACUAUGAAACGGGCCUGAAAAAUAGCCCCAGCUGGGCUGCUGGAGAACUGCACCAGCGGCACGUGUACAAGGGCGACUGCCUGAUCCACCUCCCUGGGGACCACAAGCCGGGGACUUUCCCCAAAUCUCUCUCCAUCGAAAGCUUGUGUCCUCUCGAUGGCAGCCCUUUGGCCCACUGGAAAGCUGGGAACAAAGCGGUGGGACUUUUGGGGUGUGGAGUGGGUGGCAGCAGCAGCAGCAUGGACGACUCCUCGCCACGGGGCUUUGCGUGCCGGCAGAGGCGGGGCUCCUGCAGCUCUGUGGGCAGCCGGGCGAGCGUGUACGACAACGUGCCCGAGUUUGGCAGCAGCGAAGAUUUCUUCAGCAUGGAUGGGGAGGUGAGCUACAAAAACCUCGAUGACAUCUUGCAGGACGUCUGGGGGCUGCAGCGGAAGGUGGAGCUCUGGUCUAAGGCACUCAGCCCCGACCUGGAUGAGGAGGGAGAGGGGGAAGGGGAGGAGGAGACGGACUCAGGAGGGGAGCCCACCUUCCCCUCCAACCUGAACUUCGAAGAGCAGUCCAUGUCCGACGUGGGCACCUCUGCCAGCGACUUCGACAGCACGGGCAACUCCUUGAAUGAGGCGGAGGAGAUCGAGAUGAGAGAGCGCAGGGAUUCAGGUGUGGGAGCGUCCCUCACCAGACCUUGCAGGAAGCUACGCUGGCACAGUUUCCAGAACUCCCAUCGUCCCAGCUUGAACUCUGCCUCCUUGGAGAUCAACCGCCAGUCCUCCGCUCAGCUCAACCUGCUGCAGAAGUGCUCUCUGCUUCGCCUCACCGCCAUCAUGGAGAAGCACUCUGUGCCUCACAAGCAGACCUGGGCCUGGACUGUCCCCAAGUUCAUGAAGAGGAGCAAAGCCCCCGACUACAGGGACAAAAUGGUCUUUGGGGUCCCGCCAAUCAUUAACGUGCAGAGGACAGGGCAGCCUCUGCCGCAGAGCAUCCAGCAGGCCAUGCGCCACAUCCGCAGCCAGUGCCUGGACCAGAUUGGCAUUUUCCGGAAGUCGGGGGUGAAGUCUCGGAUCCAGGUGCUGAGACACAUGAACGAAGCCUCCCCCGACAACGUGAACUAUGAAGGGCAGUCGGCCUACGACGUGGCUGACCUGCUGAAGCAGUAUUUCCGCGACCUGCCAGAGCCCAUCUUUACCAGCAAGCUCACUGACACCUUCCUGCAGAUCUAUCAGUUUGUCCCUAAAGAGCAGAGGCUGCAAGCUGUCCAGGCAGCCAUCAUCCUGAUGCCAGAUGAGAACCGGGAAGUGCUGCAGACAUUGUUGUACUUCCUGAGUGACAUUGCCUCAGCUGAGGAGAACCAGAUGACAUCUGGGAACCUGGCGGUGUGUCUGGCCCCAUCCAUUUUCCACCUCAACGUGUCCAAGAAGGAGAGCACCUCACCCAGGAUGAUUCAGAAGAGAGGCACCGUGGGAAAGCCUGACCAGAAGGACCUGAAUGAAAACAUGGCUGCCACCCAGGGGCUCUCCCAUAUGAUCACAGACUGUAAGAAGCUGUUCCAGAUACCCCACGACAUGAUGCUUCAGCUGGGCAACUCCUACGUGGCAGCAGACGCCCACCCGCUCUCGCUGGCUGAGCUGAUGAGCCACAGCUUGCAAGGGGAGGGCAAGGAUUUCCAGGCUUAUUUGGAAGAUAACGUGCAGAAUCUGCUCAAAGAGUCCUCAGAGAAGUUCAAAGGGUGGCUCAGCACCGCAGGGCCCCAGAACACAGAGCUCUCGUGCAAAAAGGUUGGUGACGGACAUCCACUGCGCUUGUGGAAAGUCUCCACAGAGAUGGAGGCCCCUCCCUACACGGUGCUGCAGAGGGUACUUCGGGAGCGUCACCUCUGGGAUGAGGACCUGCUGCAAGGCGAAGUGAUACAGGCCCUGGACGAGAACAUGGAGGUUUAUCACUAUGUCACGGACAGCAUGGCGCCCCACCCCCGCAGGGACUUCAUCGUUCUCAGGAAAUGGCGCACGGACCUACCGCGAGGGGCUUACCUGCUGGUCUCCAUGUCACUGGAACACGAAAAGCUGCAGGUGGAAGGAGGGGUCAGGGCCAUGGUGUUAACAUCUCAGUAUCUGAUUGAACCGUGCGGGAUGGGUCGGACCAAAGUGACCCACGUCUGCAGAGCUGAUCUCAGGGGCCGGUCUCCUGAGUGGUACAGCAAGGUCUUUGGACAACUUUGUGCCAUGGAGCUGGCAAGGAUACGAGAUUCUUUCCCGGUGCUUAGUCCAUGUGGCCCUGAGACAAAGAUUUGA
This is a messenger RNA of Emys orbicularis (European pond turtle), 3185 nucleotides long. It is a transcript of the gene STARD8, whose product is annotated as StAR related lipid transfer domain containing 8. Gene Ontology annotation, molecular function: lipid binding; GTPase activator activity. The coding region runs from base 162 to 3185 and encodes 1007 amino acids. The record is from RefSeq and is a predicted model, not a curated record. NCBI's taxonomy places the organism in Eukaryota, Metazoa, Chordata, Testudines, Emydidae. Gene Ontology annotation, biological process: actin cytoskeleton organization; regulation of Rho protein signal transduction; signal transduction. The transcript has 13 exons.